Marasmius oreades (fairy-ring Marasmius) is the source of this 609-nucleotide messenger RNA. RefSeq lists its product as uncharacterized. The transcript is spliced from 5 exons. The record is from RefSeq and is a predicted model, not a curated record. Bases 1 to 609 code for a protein of 202 amino acids. Lineage: Eukaryota; Fungi; Basidiomycota; Agaricomycetes; Agaricales; Marasmiaceae.
AUGUCUCCCUCUGCAUCCAUGUCGUUCGACCUCACGCACCUCACUCCUCAACAAAUUACCAGUAUCCAAGCUAUUGUGGCAUCCUCUACCACACAGAACAACCAGCCCUACCCUUCAUCUUUUCAAGCCUUGCAGCAGAACGUGCCAUUCGCCACUCAGCAGAGCCCAGUGUCCACUCAACCAUUCCCAAAUUCUCCAGUGUCUACCCAGUCAUCCACCUUGAAUGUGAAUUCCCAUAUAGCCACCAUAUUUUGCCCACAAUGUACUCAUACCUUCACCCCAGAAGACGGACCUCCGCCUCGCAUUGCAAAUUCUUCUCCUGUUACUCCUACCACUCUCAUUGGCAGUGUGAUCCAAGAAGAGUUUGAGAAUCGCUGGUAUGCCAUAAUCCGCGGUCAUCGAGUUGGAUGGGUGAAAGGCGACUCUUGUGCACGACUCCUGGUUAGCGGUGCACCCCAUAACUUCCAUAAAGGAUUUAGUACAGAGAAUGAGGUGCACUUGUUUUACAAGCAACAACGUGCAAUUCCUGGUACAGUUAUGGUUGUUGGCUCCACUCAGGCUGUUGCUGACCUCACUAUCCCUCCUGGAUGCAGAAUGCUUUUCCCCUAG